This is a messenger RNA of Pecten maximus, 567 nucleotides long. Its product is annotated as ubiquitin-like-specific protease 1. Lineage: Eukaryota; Metazoa; Mollusca; Bivalvia; Pectinida; Pectinidae. The record is from RefSeq and is a predicted model, not a curated record. Gene Ontology annotation, biological process: protein desumoylation. Gene Ontology annotation, molecular function: deSUMOylase activity. The transcript is spliced from 2 exons. The coding region runs from base 1 to 567 and encodes 188 amino acids. Gene Ontology annotation, cellular component: nucleus.
AUGAUCCCUGUUCAGUUCUCCAAAUACACUCAUGUAUUCCUGCCAAUAUGCAUCAAUGGGAAUCACUGGGUGUUGCUGGUUGCAGACGUAAAGCAAAGACUUGUCUACGUUCUGGACUCUAUGAAUGGGGAGGUUGGUCAGAAAUGGACAAGGAUGUGGGCAGAAUUCAUGGCCAAUCGGGACAGACUUCCAGAUGUUACUGAACAGUUUGGUGUGUGGAACUUCCCGGAGAUCAGAAGCAGCAAACAGACCGACAGUAAUUCAUGCGGUGUGUUCACCCUGAUGAAUGCGGAAUGCAUUGCCAAGGAUGUUCCCAUAGCAGUCAUGAGACAAGUGCAUUGCCAAAGAUAUAGACAAUAUGUUAAGGCAUCUUUGCUCAAUGCUGGAGCAGCAAAGUCGGACUCUAAGUGUGACAUGCCAGAUUGUAGGAUACCUAAAGGACACAAAAGAUGGGUCCAGUGUUGCGUGUGUGGACGUUGGCUCCACACAAAGUGUUGCAGGAUUCCGACAAAGGCAGCCAUCGAGGAGGAAUACGAAUGCUGCUUCUGUGAAGCCAUGUAUAGAUAG